Molecule: messenger RNA, 1058 nt
Organism: Suncus etruscus (white-toothed pygmy shrew)
Lineage: Eukaryota; Metazoa; Chordata; Mammalia; Eulipotyphla; Soricidae
Gene: MESD
Product: mesoderm development LRP chaperone
Exons: 3
Coding region: 35-703 (222 amino acids)
Biological process (GO): protein folding
Molecular function (GO): low-density lipoprotein particle receptor binding
Source: RefSeq, a predicted model, not a curated record
GCUUGAGGGGUCACGAGGGCGCGGCGAGGCGAAGAUGGCGGCCUGCAGGUGGGCGUGCGCGGCUCUGCUCCUGCUUUGCGCCUCCGACCUGCUGCCAUGGCCUCGGGCCCACGCAGCCGAGAGUCCGGCCGGGACGGCGGACGAGACCACCGCCCCGCCACGCAAGAAGAAGGACAUUCGCGAUUACAACGAUGCCGACAUGGCGCGUCUCCUGGAGCAGUGGGAGAAGGAUGACGACAUCGAGGAAGGUGAUCUCCCUGAGCACAAGCGCCCCGCUGCCCCCAUCGAUUUCUCCCGGCUUGAUCCUGGCAAGCCCGAGAGCAUCCUGAAGAUGACCAAGAAGGGGAAGACGCUCAUGAUGUUUGUCACUGUGUCGGGGAGCCCCACAGAGAAGGAGAUGGAGGAGAUCACCAGCCUCUGGCAGGGCAGCCUGUUUAAUGCCAAUUAUGAUGUGCAGAGGUUCAUCGUGGGCUCGGAUCGAGCCAUCUUUAUGCUCCGGGACGGCAGCUAUGCCUGGGAGAUCAAGGACUUCCUCGUGGAUCAGGACCGCUGUGCAGAUGUGACUCUGGAGGGACAGGUCUACCCUGGCAAGGGCGGAGGCAGCCGGGAAAAGAAUGCCACCAAGACAGCGAAAGGCAAGAAGACGGGUGCACCAGCUCCACGGGCCAAGGACCACGCGGGCAGGACCAAGGAGGAUCUGUGAAGCCACCGCCCACCUGGACGCCCGCUCAGGACCUCACACUGACAGGCUGUGUGCCUGUCCCGCAGCACAGACUGUUCAAGACCCUCAGAGUAUCUGGCCACUGUGUCCCACAGACUCCCGCCAGGCUCAGGACAGUCUGACGAGCUCUGAAGUUAGGGUUCAGCCAGGACACGGGUGUAUGUGCCCCCUCUGCAGAAAGGGUGACAAAAGGUAUCUUAGGGUGCACAUGCCCAUCCGCUCAUCUGCCCUUCCCAGAGGACAUUGGCGGCCAGAGAAUAGGAUUGACUUUUCUGGGGUCCUCUGUCCCAGCACCACUGCUUCGUGAUUUUAACACAUUAAACCCAUGAGGACCAUU